UUUUGUCAGCCAUUUCCUACACUGAUCCAUUGCCAGAGUCUUUGCAUCGCACUGGACGCCCUGUCUGGCCUCGCCUUCAUCUGUCCGGGAUUAGUAAACAGCGACGGCUCCUGCAAAGACGGUACCCGGGUGGAUGAGAGACAGUGUAGCGGGUCGGCCAGCACCCCCCCAGACCUCUUGUCAGGCGCUCAGUCCCGUAGGACAGAAGCCAUAAAGUCACAGACAUGGCUUUGAAGAUUGUCAAAGGGAGCAUCGACCGAAUGUUCGAUAAAAACCUCCAGGAUUUAGUACGUGGCAUUAGGAAUCACAAGGAGGAUGAGGCCAAGUACAUCUCCACCUGCAUCGAUGAGAUCAAGCAGGAGCUCAAGCAGGACAACAUCGCCGUCAAGGCCAACGCCGUGUGCAAGCUCACCUACCUUCAGAUGCUGGGCUAUGAUGUCAGCUGGGCUGCCUUUAACAUUGUGGAGGUCAUGAGCUCCUCCAAGUUCACGUACAAGCGGAUUGGCUACCUGGCUGCUUCACAGUGCUUCCACGAGAGCACUGAUGUCAUCAUGCUGACAACCAAUCAGAUCCGGAAGGACCUCAGCAGUCCUAACCAGUAUGACACAGGCGUUGCCCUUACUGGCCUUUCUUGUUUCGUGACCCCUGACCUGGCUCGUGACCUGGCCAACGACAUCAUGACUCUGAUGUCGCACACCAAGCCCUACAUCAGGAAGAAAGCGGUGCUGAUCAUGUACAAGGUGUUCCUCAAGUACCCAGAGUCUCUGCGCCCCGCCUUCCCCAGGCUUAAGGAGAAACUGGAGGACCCCGACCCAGGUGUCCAGUCGGCAGCGGUGAACGUGAUCUGUGAGCUGGCCAGGAGGAACCCCAAGAACUACCUGUCUUUGGCCCCACUGUUCUUCAAGCUCAUGACCUCCUCCACCAACAACUGGGUCCUCAUCAAGAUCAUCAAGCUGUUUGGAGCCCUCACACCUCUAGAGCCUCGCCUGGGGAAGAAGCUGAUUGAACCCCUGACCAAUCUCAUCCACAGCACCUCCGCGAUGUCUCUUCUGUAUGAAUGUGUCAACACUGUGAUCGCAGUGUUGAUCUCCUUAUCGUCUGGAAUGCCCAACCACAGUGCUAGUAUUCAGCUCUGUGUCCAGAAACUGCGCAUCCUGAUUGAAGACUCGGACCAGAACUUGAAGUACCUGGGCCUGCUGGCCAUGUCCAAGAUCCUGAAGACCCACCCCAAGUCUGUCCAGUCCCACAAGGACCUGAUCCUCCAGUGUCUGGACGACAAGGACGAGUCCAUCCGCCUGCGAGCCCUGGACCUGCUCUACGGCAUGGUGUCCAAGAAGAACCUGAUGGAGAUCGUGAAGAAGCUGAUGCUGCACGUGGACAAGGCAGAGGGCACGACCUACAGAGACGAGCUUCUCACCAAGAUCAUCGACAUCUGCAGCCAGAGCAACUACCAGUACAUCACCAACUUUGAGUGGUACAUCAGCAUCCUGGUGGAGCUGACCCGGCUGGAGGGAACGAGGCACGGCCACCUCAUCGCCUCCCAGAUGCUGGACGUGGCCAUCCGGGUCAAGGCCAUCCGGGAGUUCGCCGUGGCGCAGAUGGCCACCCUGCUGGACAACGCCCACCUGCUCACCGGCAACACGCAGCGCAACGGCAUCUGUGAAGUGCUGUACGCCGCCGCCUGGAUCUGCGGGGAGUUCUCCGAACACCUGGAGAACCCUAUGCAGACCCUGGAGGCCAUGCUGAGGCCCAAGGUGGCCACGCUGCCGGGCCACAUCCAGGCCGUGUACGUGCAGAACGCCGCCAAGCUGUUCGCCACGGUGCUGCGGAGCCAGGAGGGCAACACGGACCGCACGGCGGCGCAGGAGACCAGCCAGCUGAUGAUCGACCGGCUGCCCCUCUUCGUGCAGAGCGCCAACCUGGAGGUGCAGGAGAGGGCCUCCUGCAUCCUGCAGCUGGUGAAGUACAUCCAGAAGCUGCAGCAGAAGGACGUGGAGGUGGCCGAGGAGGUCAAUGCGCUGUUCGCUGGCGAGCUCAACCCCGUGGCCCCCAAGGCGCAGAAGAAAGUGCCUGUCCCCGAGGGCCUAGACCUGGACGCCUGGAUCAACGAGCCGCCGUCCGAGAGCGAGUCAGAGGACGAGAAGCCCAGGACCAUGUUCACCCGGGAGGAGACCAAGCACUCCCGGCCGCGGCACACCGAGGUGGACGAGAAGGAGCUGGCCAAGAGAAGAGAGGUGAGGAAGCAGGAGCAGGCCAGCAACCCCUUCUACAUCAAGUCCUCCCCAUCCUCCCAGAAGGUUUACCAGGAGGCUCCUGGAGUGGACCACAUCCCCGUGGUGCAGAUUGACCUCAGCGUGCCUCUGAAAGUCCCCGGUCUGCCCAUGUCCGACCAGUACGUGAAGCUGGAGGAGGAGCGCCGGCAGAAGGACCGGGCAGACAAGAAGAAGAAGGAGAAGAAGAAGAGGAAGGAGAAGGGCGGCCGGCGGGGCAAGCGGGACUCGGGCCCCGAGAGCGAGGAGGACAUCACGCCGGCGCACAUGGUGGACAUCGUCACGGAGGAGAUGCCAGAGAAUGCCUUGCCCAGUGAUGAUGAUGACAAAGACCCCAAUGACCCCCACAAGGCCCUAGACAUCGACUUGGACAGUUUGGUGGCUGCUGCCCGGCGCAGACCACUGGCUGACAGCGAGAAGCUUCCAGUGCGGUCCCACCGAUCCUCUGAAGCCCUGAAGACCAUGGCGGAGGAGGUGGAGGUCGUCGCCCCGCAGGAGGCAAAGAAGAAGGGCGGCAAGGAGAAGAAGGAGAAGAAGAAGGACAAGGAGAAGGACCGCAAGAAGAGCAAAGAGGAGAAGAAGAAGAAGAAACACAAGCACGAUGAGGGAGAGGAAGAUCUGAUGGGGGGUCAGACGGAAGAACCUAUGGUCCAAUCGGAGACGACCAAUGAUGUGGUGGCUCCGCCCCCAACCACCACUGCUGAGGUUUCGGAUCUGGAUUUCUGGCUCUCAAACGCUCCAGUGCCCUCUAACUCUCAGGAAGUGGCCGUAACCGCGGUUACCGCACCGGCAGCAGCAGCAGCAGCAGCAGCAGCAGCAGCAGCAGCAGCAGCAGCAGCGGCGGCCGCCGUUCCCCCUGCGGCUUCUGGCUCGGCGCCAGACUCGGAGCCUGAUGAACCCAAAGACGCGGAGGUGGACGAGAGCAAGUCCUCCAAACACAAGAAGAAGAAGCAGAAAAAGGAGAAGGAGGAGAAGGAUAAGAAGAAGAAGAAGAAGCAUCACCACCACCGUCACCAUAGCGACGGGGCCGGAGAGGAGUCUGUGCAAAAUGGCACCGUGGAGGAGGAGGAGGAGCCUCUGCCGCCCAUGUCCAAUUACUGCCUGCUGGCCGAGAACUCCUACAUCAAGAUGAUGAUGGAGGAUGCCGAUACGGUGUGUGACAUCCAGGGCAACCUGCAGGACGGGAGUCAGGUGGUGGUGUCGCUCAUCUUCGAGAACAAGUGUGACAGCUUCCUCAAGGCGAUGGAGUUCAACGUGCUGGACUCUCUGAACUCCAGGCUGCAGCGGCCUGACGGCGCGGGCCCUCAUGACGGCCUCACCGUGCCCUUCCAGCUGCCUCCCGGGGUGUCAAACGAGGCGCGCUUUGUGUUCACCGUUAAGAGCAUCGUGAUGCCUCAGAAACUGAAGGGAACCCUGGCCUUUAUAGUCAAGAAUGAAGACUCCUCCACCCAUGAAAAACUGGACUUCAAACUGCACUUUACCUGCACUUCCUACCUGAUCACCACUCCUUGUUACAGUGAUGCGUUUGCAAAGUUGCUCGAGUCGGGAGACCUGAAGGCCAGCUCUGUCAAGCUGGAGGGAAUCGUCAUGCCCUUCCCGCACCUGCUGGCCCGCAUCUGCUUCCACCAUCACUUCUCUGUUGUGGAGAGGAUCGACUCCUGUGCCUCCAUGUACAGCCGCUCCAUCCAGGGUCACCACGUGUGUUUGCUGGUCAAAACUGCUGAUCAGACCGUGUCCAUCGACGCUAAGUGUGACGAGCCGUCGCUGCUGAGCAACGUGCUGGAUGAGAUAAAGCUGACGUUCUCUCAGUGCUGAUUGUGUCUGGAGGCUGCAGGGUGCAACCCACCCCACCACCAAAAC
Messenger RNA from Gadus macrocephalus (Pacific cod), 4130 nucleotides. It is a transcript of the gene ap3d1, whose product is annotated as adaptor related protein complex 3 subunit delta 1. The record is from RefSeq and is a predicted model, not a curated record. NCBI's taxonomy places the organism in Eukaryota, Metazoa, Chordata, Actinopteri, Gadiformes, Gadidae. The transcript has 35 exons. Bases 225 to 4085 code for a protein of 1286 amino acids. Gene Ontology annotation, biological process: Golgi to vacuole transport; protein targeting to vacuole; synaptic vesicle membrane organization. Gene Ontology annotation, cellular component: AP-3 adaptor complex; presynaptic endosome; endosome membrane.